This is a messenger RNA of Peronospora matthiolae, 360 nucleotides long. The record is from the annotation of a GenBank genome assembly. NCBI's taxonomy places the organism in Eukaryota, Oomycota, Peronosporomycetes, Peronosporales, Peronosporaceae.
AUGGCGACAUCCCAAGCCACGUUGUAUGCGACAUUUGACGUGCUGCCGCACCUCAUUGACGUGCUCAAAGACGUGCUGUCCGCCACCUCUGCCACCGAGGAGACCGUUCGGAUUGGAGACGUGUCUGCAUCGGCAGUAGCAGUGAAGCAGAAGUACGAUGACGCACUGGAGCUGCUGCGGUCCCUGCCUGGCAUUGACACGUCGCUCUUGGCGCAGGAAGCUGCUAUUGUUCAGGCAAAUGAAGAGCUCAAGCGCAUUUCCGACGUCGUCGAGCUCUAUAGCAACACGUUGUACCGUGGCACGGAUGAACCGCGAGCUGAAGUCAAUGACGCUUUUUCUCGAAAGAGUCUUCUCAAGUGA